AUGCCCGCCCCGUUGGUGGGUGUCGACAGUGAGGGUAACCCCAGCUUUGAGGAGAUCCACAAGGCUCUUAUCACGGAAUUUGACGAAAAGCUUUUGCGAGCCCCUCUUCUUCGAAAUGUUGACUGGCGACAAAACAUUGUGCAGAGUUGUGUCACUGCAUACUCCAAGCGCUCUGCCCUUGUUCAGCGAACAGGACGUAUCGCUCCCGCUGAAGAGGCCUGCACCUGCUGCGCCAGAGGCGAGGGACCGUUCAAAGGGUGUGUUGUCCUUAUCACUGAGGGGGAUCUGAUCUACAACGCUGCGUGUGCAAAUUGCUGCUUUCGAACAAUGCCGUGGAACUGUUCCUUUCGAGCGGCUCUGCCUGCCUGGAUUUUCGACUGGCUGAAGCAGGAGAACCCAACCCACCGCAUGAUGAUUGAAGCCAAAGCCACGGACCAAAAGUUGAAGAUUCAGCAGCACAAUAUGGAUCUGUUCCCUGCCCGUAUGAACUCUCAAGCGACCCAAACAACACCCGAACGCCCAAAAGUACCCGAACUCAAGAAGGAGCUUGAAGCAAAGGAAAUCGAGAAAUUCGGGCCGGACUACAACAGUACUUGGUACCUGUCUCCUUUGGAAGACCCGACCCUCUUCGGCUCCGAUCAGGAGAGUUUUGCGAGAGCACGCCUCGCUUAUCAUUCGCACCACGCCCUGAUUAACCGUGCCUACUUCGACCACUCUUGGCUCAAGAGGUACCUUGACACUCACGGUCGACUUGAGGCUGUGGAUCCCUCUGAGAUGGGAGACUCAACUCCCAAGCCUUUCCUGGCCCCUUCGUUGGCCAAAAUUUGA
Messenger RNA from Penicillium longicatenatum, 828 nucleotides. RefSeq names its product DUF3716 domain-containing protein. The transcript has 3 exons. The record is from RefSeq and is a predicted model, not a curated record. Lineage: Eukaryota; Fungi; Ascomycota; Eurotiomycetes; Eurotiales; Aspergillaceae. The coding region runs from base 1 to 828 and encodes 275 amino acids.